Molecule: messenger RNA, 1817 nt
Organism: Anopheles bellator
Lineage: Eukaryota; Metazoa; Arthropoda; Insecta; Diptera; Culicidae
Product: substance-P receptor-like
Exons: 7
Coding region: 1-1812 (603 amino acids)
Biological process (GO): G protein-coupled receptor signaling pathway
Cellular component (GO): membrane
Molecular function (GO): neuropeptide Y receptor activity
Source: RefSeq, a predicted model, not a curated record
AUGCCCGACAUGGCUGACCUGGUGGCGUACCACAGUGCCCACAACUACACGCUGAACCAGACGGACGUUCGGAUUGUGCUGGAGGAUGAGAACCUCUACAAGGUGCCGAUUGGGUUGCUGGUGCUGCUGUCACUGUUCUACGGCACCAUCAGCAUCCUGGCGGUGAUCGGCAACUCGCUGGUCAUCUGGGUCGUGCUCACCACCAAACAGAUGCAGACGAUCACCAACAUGUUCAUCGCCAACCUGGCGCUAGCGGACGUGACGAUCGGCGUGUUUGCCAUCCCGUUCCAGUUCCAGGCGGCGCUGCUGCAGCGCUGGAAUCUGCCCGAAUUCAUGUGCCCAUUCUGCCCGUUCGUGCAGCUUAUCAGUGUCAACGUGUCGGUGUUCACGCUGACCGCCAUCGCCGUCGAUCGGCACCGGGCCAUCAUCAAUCCGCUGCGGGCGAGGACGUCAAAGAACAUCUCCAAGUUCGUCAUCACCUCCAUCUGGCUGCUGUCGUUCGCGCUCGCCGCCCCGAUCCUGUUUGCGAUGCGAGUCCGCCCGGUUUACUACAUAGCGCUCGGCGGCACGAAUGACACAUACACCAACGUCACGGUACCGUUUUGCAAGGUCGUCAAUUUCGAGCAGGCGGAGAUCCAGCUCUACCGCUACGUGCUGGUGCUGGUCCAGUACUUCAUCCCGCUGUUCGUCAUCAGCUUCGUUUACAUACAGAUGGCGUUCCGGCUGUGGGGCUCGAAGACGCCGGGCAACGCGCAGGACUCGCGCGACAUCACGAUGCUGAAGAACAAGAAGAAGGUCAUCAAAAUGUUGAUUAUUGUUGUCGCCCUCUUCGGCGUCUGCUGGUUUCCGCUACAGCUCUACAACAUCCUGCACGUGACGUUCCCGGAAAUCAAUGAAUAUCGUUUCAUCAACAUUAUCUGGUUCGUGUGCGACUGGCUGGCGAUGAGCAACAGCUGCUACAACCCGUUUAUCUACGGCAUCUACAAUGAGAAGUUCAAACGGGAGUUCCGCAAGCGUUACCCGUUCAAGCGCGGCCAGGCCUACGGCCACAAUCACGGCAACGAGCCGGACAAAACGUCGUCCAUCUUCACGCGCGUCAGCUCGAUCCGCUCGAGCUAUGCGACCUCGUCGAUCCGGAACAAACUCAGCACCGGACGGUACGGCGGAUCGGGGUCGGCCAGCUCGAAACAGUUGCCACUGGCGUUCAAGUUUCCGCCGCCGAGCCACCACUAUCCGGCCCCGCUGCAGGACCUGGGCGCCGGUGGACUCGUGGGCCGCCGGAAGGAUGUCUACUCCCCGAGCAGCUGCGGGGCUACCGGGAGCUGCUUGGCUGCGACCACGUUCUCAAUCCGCGAGAAAAGCCCACGGCCGUUCUGGGACGACGACGGGCAGCCGGUGAAGGGUCUGAGCGAUAGCGAGUCGGGUCUACUGAGUGGCUCGAAGCUACUGGCGCUAGGUGUCGCCACUAGCACCACCGACGACGACGAGGACUAUCGGUUACGGUCCUACGCAUCGACCACCGGCGAGCAAGCGGUCCACGAACUGGCUCCGCUGAGGCCGGGCUCCGAAACCAGCGGAAGUGACCCGUACCGGAACCACCACAACCACCAUCCCCAGCAACGGAAGUCGGAGGCGAAGUACGCCACCGUUACCGGUGGCCACGGAACGCCCUUCAAACACCCGCAUCCCGACGAGAGCGGAGGCGAGAGUGUGGACGGAGAAGGGAAGCGGCCGGACGUGCGGACCACCGGGCUCACCGGGGGGCACCUGUACUGCAACAGUUUCGAGGACCUGAACCAGGGAUUCGACUGAACAUC